GAGACAUAAAGAGGAGUAGAAAAUUCCAGUUCCAUCUAUCUAACUAAUCACCAGAGAUACCGACAGCUAUCCAUUCUAUAAUUUCCUCCAUAAUGCAUUGCCAUCUAGAUUCCUUGAAUUAUUGUAAUAAAAUUUUAGUAUAUUAAACUCAGAUUCACCGAUCCAAAAGGAAAAUUAAACUCAAGAUUCAUUUAUUCAUUUCAAACUAUUCAGCUCAAAAGUCUUCAUCAGUCAGUGAUCAUUCUUCCUGGUAUUAGUUCUCUCUGCCUCUGAAUUAAUUCCUAAUUGUUAAUGGCAUCUUUAAGUUCAGCUCAUGUUCGAGGAGGAAAUUCCAGUCUAUUAGAAUUUCCUAAACUUAGACGAUCAAAUUAUGGUAGAACAAGUGUCAGCAGGGUUGGUUUUAGAGUUUUUGCUUCUCAAGCAAAACAAGAACCAGAUCUAAGUGUAACUGUUAAUGGAUUGCAUAUGCCAAAUCCUUUCGUUAUUGGUUCUGGACCUCCUGGUACUAAUUACACUGUCAUGAAGAGAGCUUUUGAUGAAGGUUGGGGUGCCGUCAUCGCCAAAACGGUAUCUCUGGAUGCUUCUAAAGUCGUCAAUGUAACCCCCCGUUAUGCUCGUCUCCGAGCGGGAGGAACGAAUGGAUCUGCGAAAGGAGAAAUUAUUGGGUGGCAAAAUAUUGAGCUCAUUAGUGAUCGACCUCUUGAAACUAUGUUAAAAGAGUUUAAGCAGUUAAAAAAAGAGUACCCUGACCGUAUCUUAAUUGCUUCAAUCAUGGAGGAAUAUGACAGGGGUGCCUGGGAAGAACUUAUUGACCGAGUUGAGGAAUCUGGAGUGGAUGCCCUUGAACUCAAUUUCUCAUGUCCUCAUGGUAUGCCCGAGCGGAGGAUGGGCGCUGCUGUAGGGCAAGACUGUGCGUUAGUGGAGGAGGUAUGUGGAUGGGUGAACGCAAAAGCCAUAGUACCUGUAUGGGCAAAGAUGACUCCAAACAUCACCGAUAUUACACAGCCAGCGAGGAUCGCCCUGAGAACAGGGUGCGAAGGGGUUGCUGCUAUUAACACAAUCAUGAGUGUCAUGGGAAUUAAUCUAACUAGUUUACGUCCAGAGCCUUGUGUUGAAGGGUACUCCACCCCUGGAGGCUAUUCGUGCAAGGCAGUUCAUCCUAUUGCACUUGGAAAGGUCAUGAACAUUGCUCAAAUGAUGAAAUCAGAAUUUGCUGACAAGGAUUGCUCACUUUCUGGUAUUGGAGGAGUUGAGACCGGUGGGGAUGCAGCUGAAUUUAUUCUUCUUGGAGCAAAUACAGUUCAGGUUUGCACCGGUGUAAUGAUGCAUGGGUAUGGACUUGUAAAGAAACUUUCCGAGGAGUUGAAAGAUUUCAUGAGAAAGCACAAUUUCACUUCAAUAGAAGAUUUUAGAGGGGUUUCUUUACCGUACUUCACCACUCAUACCGACUUGGUACAUAGGCAGAGAGAAGCGAUUAAACAGAGGAAAGCUAUCAGGCUAGGUCUACAAUCCGACAAGGAUUGGACAGGAGAUGGUUUUGUGGAGGAAACCGAGAGCAUGGUGUCUAACCAAUAAUCUGUUGAUAUGUUAAAAAAUGAAUCACUUAUUCUACAUUUCGUGGAAAAGACGACAUGAAUCGUGAGGCUCUGUUAGUUUGUAACAUGUAAUUGGAUUCUCUUUUCUAAAAAUCAAUGUAGCCUAAACGGAGUUCUUUUUCAGUAGAACUUUUGAGGGUUCGAACCCCUCAUCUUUUUCUCAUUGAAUAGAUUUCUUCCUUAA
Messenger RNA from Papaver somniferum (opium poppy), 1779 nucleotides. RefSeq names its product dihydropyrimidine dehydrogenase (NADP(+)), chloroplastic-like. Gene Ontology annotation, molecular function: dihydropyrimidine dehydrogenase (NADP+) activity; iron-sulfur cluster binding; NADP binding. The record is from RefSeq and is a predicted model, not a curated record. Gene Ontology annotation, cellular component: cytoplasm. Bases 292 to 1575 code for a protein of 427 amino acids. Lineage: Eukaryota; Viridiplantae; Streptophyta; Magnoliopsida; Ranunculales; Papaveraceae. The transcript has 7 exons. Gene Ontology annotation, biological process: uracil catabolic process; thymine catabolic process.